This is a messenger RNA of Anolis carolinensis (green anole), 1076 nucleotides long. RefSeq names its product Thy-1 cell surface antigen (gene thy1). Bases 188 to 673 code for a protein of 161 amino acids. Gene Ontology annotation, biological process: negative regulation of neuron projection regeneration; integrin-mediated signaling pathway; cell-cell adhesion. The record is from RefSeq and is a predicted model, not a curated record. Gene Ontology annotation, cellular component: dendrite; membrane raft; myelin sheath. NCBI's taxonomy places the organism in Eukaryota, Metazoa, Chordata, Lepidosauria, Squamata, Anolidae. Gene Ontology annotation, molecular function: GTPase activator activity; integrin binding. The transcript is spliced from 4 exons.
UGCAGCCUGCAGAGAAUGUACUGCAGGGAAGGGGCGUGGCCUCGGCAUAGCCCCGCCCCUUAUGCUCAUCCUACUCCCCCCUCCCUUCUCUUUCCUUCUUCAAUCUGCAGAGAAGCCGCAACCACGCCUGGACCCAGAUUUCUGCCAAACGUAAACCGUGUCCCAGAAGACAGACUCAAAGGGGAAAAUGAAAUCCACCAUUGGCAUUGCAGUCCUUCUGACAGUGCUGGAAUUCGCUUGCUGCCAGAGGAUCAAGAAAUUGAAGGCUUGCUUGGACAAGCAGAGCCUCCGCAUCGACUGCAACUACGAGCGGAAGACCAAGAAUGCCCUGACUUACGAGUUCCGCCUGAGCAAGGACAACACGGAGGGGGUGGUGGUCGCCGGCAACUGGAACACAGCGAGCAGCAUCUACAAGAGCCGCACCAACCACACUGCUGACGACAACCUGGUCUGCCUCUACCUCCACGGCUUCACCACCGCCGACGAGGGGAUCUACAUUUGCAAGCUGAAGAUCACCAACGACUACGGGCCCCAGGCAAAGAAUAUCACCGUGAUCAAAGAUCGGCUGGAGAAAUGUGCCGGCUUCAGCGUCUUGAUCCAAAACACCUCCUGGCUGCUGUUGCUCCUCCUUUCGCUGCCUCUCCUGCAAGCCAUCGAUUUUGUGUCUCUGUGAAAGGAAGGAAAGAAGGAAGGAAGGAAGGACCAGGCUACAAAUGGACCUGAACCUACCCACGGAAUGGAGGAGAAAUUUUAUUACUAUUGUUAUUUCCAUUGUAUUGUUUUGGAAAGAGGCUGCCAUGGAGGAUGUCGUUUUGGCGCCUGAAUCCAGAAUGUACCUCUCGAUAUUAUCUCUUUCUCUCAUAUAUAUAUAUAUAUAAAUCUAUCUAUCUAUAUAGAUACCUAUCUCGCACUAUAUAUAGCCAUAUAUCUAGUGGAAGUGACUAAUUCUGCCCGAUUUGAGAUCCGUUGCGAGCACAACAGUGUUUCCCAGUGGCACCGCUCUCCCAUUCCACAUUGUUUUAUAUAUAUAUAUACACACACACACAUACGCAUAUAUAUAAAUAUCCAUAUCUCCA